UAUCGCAAAAAAGUAAUUAUGAACUAAACAAAAGUGGACCACCUUCAAGAGAAAAUUAUGAAUCAUCUAGAGAUAGACCUCCCUCAAUAGGAAAUUAUGAAUCAUCUAGAGAUAGACCUCCCUCAAUAGGAAAUUAUGAAUCAUCUAGAGGUGGAAGACCACCUUCAAGAGAAAAUUAUUUAUCUUCUAGAGGUGAUCUGUCCUCAAGAGGAAAUUAUGAUUCAUUUAGAGGUAGGCCCUCCUCAAGAGGAAAUUAUGACUCAUUUAGAGGCGGGCCACCCUCAAGAGAAAACCAUAACUCAUCUAGAGGGGGACCACUCUCGAGGGGAAAUUAUAACUCAUUUAGAGACGGACCACCUUCAAGAGGGAACUUCGGCAAUAAUACAAGUAAAGUCCAGUAUGGAAUGGGAAUGGAAUGACAACUACACAAAAAAUGAAGAACCAAUUGAAGAUCCCAUUGUUUCAAUUCCAACAACAAAGCAACUAUAUGAAGAAGCUCAGCCAAUUGAUCCAGUUAAAAUAUUUGACUAUCGUCAUUUACCUAGAUUAAAAGUAAUUCCAGGAUUAUCAAAGGAAACUGUGGUUCCUGUUAGAAUUUAUGAUUAUAAACAUGGAGGUAAACGCAUACUUCCAUGGCAAGAUAGAGGUUAUAGCAGAAGAAAUUCAAAUCAUACCAGAGAUUCAAUUGAACAAGAAGAUACUAUCCAAGAUAAUAUUGAUAAUGAUGAUUUAAAUAAAAAUAAAGAAACUUUAAUUAUGAAACCCACAGUCAGCUUAAAUGAUAUUUCAUCAGAUAAAAUAGAGUCAAAUAACGAUAAAAAAGAGACUGAAGAAAUUAUUAAAGAAACGCCUAUUACAAUUGAUACUAUAACAAUUGUUGAUGACGAGGAUGAGAUCGAAAAGGAACCGGAGCCUGAGAUAAUUGAGAUAGUUGAUAUGUGUGCGCCAUCUCCACCUAGAGUGUCUAAGAUUAAUGAGGUUGAAAAAUCUACUAAUCGACAGUUAUUAACCAUUGAGACAUUAUUAUGUCCACCGGGUCGACCUAAUAGGCCUUCCAAAAUAGUUAUAAUACUAAGAGGUUUACCCGGAUCAGGAAAAUCGCAUGUUGCAAGACUAAUCAAAGAGAAAGAAGUAGCGAUGGGGGGUCAAGCCCCGAGAAUAUUGUCAUUAGAUGAUUAUUUCAUGACAGAAGUAACAAAAAUGGAAAUUGAUCCUGAAACCAAUAAAAAAGUGGAAAGAAAGGUUAUGGAAUAUGAACAUGAUUCUGCAAAUGAAAAUUUGUACCGAACGUCCUUCAUAAAAGCAUUUAAAAAAAAAAUUUUGGAAAAUUAUUUUUCGUUUUAUAUUAUUGAUGCCAUUAAUAAUAAAGUGUCAUAUUAUAAAGAAAUAAUAGAGAUUUCUCGAAUUAAUGGGUUUACUGUCUAUAUUAUUGAAUUGGAAUGUGAUAUUGAUUUGUGUAUCAAACGUAAUAUUCAUAAUAGAACAGCCCAUGAUAUUAAUAGUAUAAUGAGAUCUUGGGUUAAGACACCUUCUGAUCAAAUACUGUUGGAUAUACGGUCAUUACUUCUUUCACCUUCAGAAAGCGAGAUGGAAAUGGAAGACGUCUCAGAUGUUGAAAUGGAAGUAGAUAAAGAUGAAGAAGCCACUGACGAUAGAAGUUCUGAAGAAAAUAGAAAUGUUGAGUUUGAAGAAGAGGACGUCAUGAAAUUAUUGUCAUGCAAAUGGACUGAUACUAUACCACAAGAAGAAAAGAUGAAAAGAUUGGAUGGUCUAAGCAAGAAAAAACCAGAAAGUUCAAUAAAAGAAUGGCUUCAAAUACCUGAAGAUAAUUACUCCAUUAAUGAACAAGUAGUCGUAAAUGAUGGUAAAAAAAGGGUUCGCUGGGCUGAUAUGGAAGAAAGGCGAGAACAAGAAAAAAUGCGUGCUAUAGGCUUUGUUGUUGGGCAAACUGACUGGAAUCGGAUGUUAGGCCGGGAUCAAGGUGAAAGCAAGUUAACACAAACAAAAUAUAUUUGAACAUUUGAAUAUGUUAAAAUGUGCUUGACUUUUUAAACAAAAUUUAUUUUUAUUAUUUUUAAAUGUAUAUAUUUUAAUGUUAAUAAUUGAAAAAAAAUAUGUAAAAUCUAUCUGUGUGCCUUUGUUAAACAACUUUUAUUAGGUAAACUGAAUUCAAUAUUAUGUAUAAAAAAUAUAUUACAUACUUAAUAUUAUAUACGUUUGAGUUGUAACAAUACUGUAAAAUAAAGAAAUCAAGAAACCAAACAAUGGAUUAAAUUUAAUCACCUUAGAACUUAAUACCAAAAAAGAUUAUUGUAAAAUAUUUGGGAGUCGAAAAGUUUAAAGCUUGUCGUUGGGCGAAUAAGAUAAUCUUGACUGACUUUCAAACAUCUCCGGCACAAUAACAGCAUAUUAUUCACAUGCAUCGCACUUGCGCAGGUGUAAACAAUUUGAAGAGUCAACAGCCAUGACUGUGAAGUAUGCCCAUCGGUGUCUUCGAAAUUAUGUUCCCAAUCAUAAUAAUAGUCUUAUUAUAAACCGUUAGCUUUAUUUUAUUUUAUUUUUACAGCUAAAUUUUAAUUGUAAUAGUCUGUGAAUAUGUUAUUUCUUGCUUUCUGUUAUUAUUAUCAUUUAAGUGAAAAAAAAUUAUAAUAAUUUGUAAUUUGUUUUUUUUUUAUUUAUAAAUUUACGUCAAAUUAUUGCACAUUUUAUAUAAAUCUGGUAUUUUAAUUUGUUUUAUUAAAUAUUUACACUUUCCGAGUAAAUAUAAACUAAUAAUAG
This is a messenger RNA of Acyrthosiphon pisum (pea aphid), 2778 nucleotides long. RefSeq names its product YLP motif-containing protein 1. Gene Ontology annotation, biological process: regulation of telomere maintenance. The transcript has 13 exons. Gene Ontology annotation, cellular component: nucleus. The coding region runs from base 136 to 2016 and encodes 626 amino acids. The record is from RefSeq and is a predicted model, not a curated record. NCBI's taxonomy places the organism in Eukaryota, Metazoa, Arthropoda, Insecta, Hemiptera, Aphididae.